AUGGGGCAAACUGUCUCAACCCCUUUGAGUCUGACUCUGAAACACUGGACUGAUGUGAAAUCCAGAGCUGAUGGUCCAAUGGUUGUAUUUGCUCUCCGAGGAGGAAAAAAGAAACCAGAGGUAUUGCCAUCCACUGACCGGACUGGCUUCUUUCUGAUCCCCCUCCCCACCCUCCUCCUUUCCGAUCACAGGCAGCCCGACCGUCUGCUCCACCGGAGGAAAGCCCACCAGAGAAUGAACCUGAGGGAGGGCCUACUCAAGAGACAUGCGCCCACCUGGGAUGAUUGCCAGCAGCUUCUCCAGGUCCUGUUCACCACAGAGGAGAGACAACGAAUCCUCCUUGAGGAUCAAAAGAAUGUGCCAGGGGCCAAUGGGCGACCUACUCUCCUUCCUGAUGUUAUAGAUGCAGGGUUCCCGUUGAUCAGACCAAACUGGGACUUCAAUUCGGCUGAAGGGGCUACAGGGAACAAACAGUACCCAUGGACUACCCAAAGAACAGUGGACCUAGGCGUGGGCCGGGUAUCCCACUCGUUCAUAGUCAUUCCUGAAUGCCCCUACCCAUUGCUGGGAAGAGAUCUCCUCACCAAAAUGGGUGCACAAAUUCAUUUUGACCCCGAGGGACCUCGGGUGCUAGAUCAGCAAGGGAAGCCUCUCCAGGUAUUAACCCUCAGGUUAGAAGAUGAAUACCAAUUGUUUGAAAAGCAUGGGCAGCAGACUGGACAGAUGGACUAGUGGUUAGAAAACUACUCCCAGGCGUGGGCAGAAACAGCAGGGAUAGGAAAAGCUAAGAACCGGCCCCCCAUCCACGUAGAAUUAAAGGCUCAAGCCAGCCCUAUAGCUGUCCGCCAGUACCCAAUGACCAGAGAAGCACACAAAGGCAUCCAACCCCACAUUGCCCGCUUGCUCCAGCUGGGAAUCCUACGGAAGUGCCAAUCAGUGUGGAACACACCCUUGCUGCCGGUUCGGAAGCCUGGGACUAAUGACUAUCGACCAGUCCAAGACCUCCGAGAGGUAAACAAACGUGUGGCUGAUUUCCAUGCCACCAUCCCUGAUCCCUAUAAUCUUUUAAGUUCUUUACCUCCAGACAGGACCUGGUAUUCAGUACUGGAUCUCAAAGAUGCAUUCUUCUGUUUGCCGCUGACUGUAAAGAGUCAGGAUUACUUUGCCUUCGAGUGGAAAGAUCCAGAGACUGUCCUAGUGGGACAACUCACCUGGACCUGCCUGCCUCAAGGGUUCAAAAACUCGCCCACCAUCUUCGACGAGGCCCUCCACCAGGACUUGGCUAUGUUCCGGUCCUCUAACCCCCAGGUUACUCUGUUGCAGUAUGUGGAUGAUCUCCUCCUGGCAGCGGCCAAUGAGAAGCUGUGUCUAGAAGGAACAAAGCGACUCUUUACAGAGUUGGGAGAACAAGGCUAUCGAGCCUCCACCAAAAAGGCCCAGAUCUGCAAGCGACAGGUCAGUUACCUGGGGUACCUUCUUAAGGAUAAAAAAAGAUGGUUGUCUGAGGCCAGAAAAGAGACAGUGUUUCACAUCCCGCCACCCUCUAACCCAAGGCAAGUCAGAGAAUUUUUAGGUACUGCUGGGUUUUGCUGCCUGUGGAUACCUGGUUUUGCUGAGAUGGCAGCCCCAUUUUAUCCCCUCACUAAGAACAGUCAACCCUUCAAGUGGGGAAAAGAGGAACAACGGGCUUUUGAUAACAUUAAAAUGGCUUUAAUGUCUGCACCGGCUCUAGGACUCCCCGAUGUAACUAAGCCUUUCCACUUGUAUGUGGCAGAAAAUAAGGGAAUUGCAAAAGGGGUCCUAACUCAAAGACUGGGGCCCUGGAAAAGACCGGUAGCAUAUCCAUCCAAAAAAUUAGACCCAGUAGCCGCAGGGUGGCCAGCCUGUCUAAGGAUCAUAGCGGCAGUUGCCGUCCUAGUAAAAGAUGCUGACAAAUUGACUAUGGGGCAAGAUUUAGUCAUCUCAGCACCGCAUGCCUUAGAGAGUGUUGUCUGCCAGCCCCCUGACCGCUGGCUCACAAAUGCUCGUAUGGCUCAUUAUCAGACUCUGUUACUAAAUUCAGACUGGGUUACUUUUGCUCCGCCGGCGAGCUUAAAUCCAGCCACACUGCUGCCGGACCCUGACCUCGACCCUCCCAUCCAUAACUGCCAACAAGUGCUUGCUGAGGCACAUGGAUGGUGGAAAGACUUGUCAGAUCAGCCUUUGACGGAUGCUGAAGCCACCUGGUUUAUGGAUGGCACCAGUUUUUCCACCUGGUUUAUGGAUGGAAAGAAGGAGCGAAAGGCAGGAGCUGCUAUAGUGGACGGCCAGAAUCUAAUAUUGGCACAGACGUUACCUGCUGGGUCAUCCACCCAGAAGGCAGAACUCAUCGCCCUCAGAAAAGCCCUUGAACUGGGAGAAGGCAAAAAGAUCAACAUCUACAUGGACAGCAGGUGUGCCUUUGCCACUGCCCAUGUGCACGGCGCUAUCUACCAACAGCGGGGUCUGCUGACCUCAGGGGGAAAAGAGAUCAAAAACAAAGAAGAGAUUGUAGCCCUGCUGGAGGCCCUUCACCAACCACUAAAAGUGAGUAUUAUACAUUGCCCAGGUCACCAGAAAGGGCAUUCCCCUGUUGCCAAGGGAAACAACUUGGCCGAUUCUGAAGCAAGGGCAGCAGCCCAUGGGUCCUCGUCUAUUUUGUUGAAAACAGGGCGUUGGCAUGCAGCGUCAGGCAAGCCUAUCUUACCACAAGAACAAGCCCAUGCCAUGAUCAAACAAAUGCACCAAUGGACUCAUCUGGGAAUAAAUAAAUUGACCCAGACUACCCUAAAAACAAAAUAUCAUAUCAUAGGGCUAAAACAAUUAGCAGAACAAAUAGUUAAAAUCUGUGUACCUUGUCAAAAAGUGAAUGUCUGCAAAAAUACAACAGGCCCUGGUAAAAGACUUAGAAGAGACAGACCAGGGAUGUAUUAAAAAGUAGACUUUACAGAGAUUAAACCAGGCAGGUAUGGUUACAAGUAUCUCCUAGUUUUUAUAGACACCUUCUCUGGAUGGGUAGAGGCCUUCCCAACAAAACAAGAAACAGCCACUGUCGUGAUCAAGAAAAUCCUAGAAGAAAUCUUUCCACGGUUCGGAGUGCCCAAGGUAAUCGGGUCUGACAAUGGACCCACCUUCAUGGCCAAGGUUAAAAAGACUUCAAGCAGUGCAGAAGGAAAUCUGGAUGCAGUUGGCAGCCGCUUAUGAGCCUGGGACCCCCAAAGUCUCUCAUCAGUUCCAGGUUGGGGACACAGUCUGCGUCAGACGACAUCAUUCCCGGACCCUGGAGCCUCGCUGGAAAGGACCUUACUUAGUGCUUCUAACAACCCCAACGGCUGUAAAGGUAGAUGGGAUCUCCGCUUGGAUCCAUGCCUCGCAAGUGAAACCUGCGCCACCAGAGGACCAAGGACUGGGGGGCGUCACCUGGAGAGUCCAAAGUGCUGCAGAGCACCCCUUAAGACUGAAAAUAGUAUGGACACCCUAACUGUUGUAAGAUGAAUACUCUCUUGUUUUC
Messenger RNA from Galeopterus variegatus (Sunda flying lemur), 3529 nucleotides. RefSeq lists its product as uncharacterized. Gene Ontology annotation, biological process: proteolysis; DNA integration; virion assembly. Lineage: Eukaryota; Metazoa; Chordata; Mammalia; Dermoptera; Cynocephalidae. Gene Ontology annotation, molecular function: nucleic acid binding; aspartic-type endopeptidase activity; RNA-DNA hybrid ribonuclease activity. The record is from RefSeq and is a predicted model, not a curated record.